Periophthalmus magnuspinnatus is the source of this 1074-nucleotide messenger RNA. RefSeq names its product myeloid-associated differentiation marker homolog. The transcript has 2 exons. Gene Ontology annotation, cellular component: membrane. The record is from RefSeq and is a predicted model, not a curated record. The coding region runs from base 147 to 1004 and encodes 285 amino acids. Lineage: Eukaryota; Metazoa; Chordata; Actinopteri; Gobiiformes; Gobiidae.
GUUUUGAGGAGGAAGUAUUAAAUGGGAGCUUCAACUUUUGUUCUGGUUUCUGUGUCAUUAAUGGAGUACUGAUAGGAUGAACUGCUAAUGCCUAAAGUAUUGAGGGACUUUAGAUUAAUUUGUUAUUAUUGAGCAGUGCACGCACCAUGGUCAAUCUGGACUUUAAGGCAUGUACUAUGCCUGUAGGCAUAGUGCGGGUUCUGGAGGUGGUCUUCACCUGUAUCACCUUCAGCCUGGCGGCUUCAGUGAGACACACCACAGACGCCUUCUGGACAUGGUGCAUGUUCACCUGGUGUUUCUGCUUCUCUCUCACAGUCCUCAUCCUCUUCUUUGAGUUUACUACUCUCAACUCCAAGCUGCCCGUCUCCUGGGAGGAUUUCACCUGUGCGUUUGCUAUGCUGGCGACACUGAUGAUCCUGGCAGCUUCCAUCAUCUACCCUGUAAACUACACGUGCUCCCACUGCCCGAAACAGAUUGGCACCAGUGUGUGCUCCUGCCUGGCCUUCCUCUUGUACGCCAUUGAGGUGGGGCUGACCAGAGCUCGACCUGGGGAGAUCAGUGGCUUUCUCUCCACCAUCCCAGGACUCCUGAAAGUGCUUGAAGCCUUUGUCGCUUGCAUUAUCUUCAUCUGUCUGGACUCCAAUCAGUACACACAGUAUCCUGGUCUCCAGUGGUGCGUGGCUGUCUACUGCAUUUGUUUCAUAUUUGCCCUCCUCAUCAUCCUCUUCACCAUUGGUCGACUGCUGGCUCUGUUCCCUGCACCAUUUGAUAAAGUUUUAACAUUUGUGAACGUUCUGGCAGUACUUAUGUAUAUUACAGCUGUGGUCAUCUGGCCACUUUACAGCUUCAAGAACAAUCCCAGACCCAACAUAUGCAACACCUUUUAUAACUGUCAAUGGAAUAAGUUAGUAGUGAUCUCCUUUAUGACUUGUGUCAAUCAGAUUGCGUAUAUUGUGGAUACGGUUUACUCGAUGAGGCUUGUUUUCUUUGUCAGUAGGACGUAGUUAUCAUGAAAAUAAGAGAAAAUAAAAAUUAAUAUGAAAACAUACACUGACAAAUUUGUUUUCUUUUUGU